AUGACGACGCUAAAGAUGAGAAUUUCAGUCAACAAAAGGAAAGGAGAUGAUCGGGAAAAGGGUUUAAAGAUCACGAGGAAUCUACUCAUCACAGACAACAAGCUUGAAUCCAAGAAGCGUGCAUGUUCUGAUGAUUUCAACGGAAAAGAAAUUAAGAAGCGGCGGAAAAGUUGUCUGCGAAAUCAUUCUUCUUCAUCACCGACUGCCACCCUUCUUGCUGCUCACCGAUCUUCUCAUCAUUCUUCUUCAUCAUCGACUGCCACCAUUCACGGAAGUGGGUGGGAUCGCCAAAACAAACCUAAGAGUCGUGAAACUUCGGAACAAGGUUGUCUGCGAAAUCUAAGAGGUGGAAGGGAUUGUCAGAUGAAAACGCCGCCGCCAUUGCACAGCGAAAAGGAAAGUCGUAGGUUUGAUCAUUCAUCGUCAUGUGCCACCACUGCCGCAAUUGAUAAAGAAAGUUGCAGUACUACUUCACUUACUGUUGGAGCUCCACUUUCUCCAACUCAUGCUCUACGUGCUGCCCAGAUGAAGGAACGUUACGCACAUCUUAUUUUCAAAGCAAAUCUUCAUCUCGCGGCCAUGAAUCAGGGAGAUAAUAAUGCUGACCCACUGAAACAACAACAAGAAAGAGAGAGGCGGGAGAUUGCAGAGAAAGCCAGGAUUGAAGAAGAAAUUAAAGCUGCCCAAACACUUCUACGGAUGAGGGCAGAGGCCGAUCUGAAAAUCCAGAGAGAAGCUGCCAGAAUCUCAUUGGAGAAUAUGGAAAAGACUGUUGAAUUCGACGACGCUAUGCAGAUAAUAAGAGAUUUUGAGAGUUUGUUGAAUGCUCCUGUUUGCUAA
Messenger RNA from Ipomoea nil (Japanese morning glory), 840 nucleotides. RefSeq names its product transcription factor GTE10-like. NCBI's taxonomy places the organism in Eukaryota, Viridiplantae, Streptophyta, Magnoliopsida, Solanales, Convolvulaceae. The transcript is spliced from 2 exons. The record is from RefSeq and is a predicted model, not a curated record. The coding region runs from base 1 to 840 and encodes 279 amino acids.